Meloidogyne enterolobii is the source of this 828-nucleotide messenger RNA. The record is from the annotation of a GenBank genome assembly. Lineage: Eukaryota; Metazoa; Nematoda; Chromadorea; Rhabditida; Meloidogynidae.
UUUUUCAUGCAAACAUCGACAAGGACAAGGAUUUCGACGGCCCAGGCUAUUUAUUUUAUGCCAGGCGGGUCUUCUACCGAAUCAGAGGGUGGCAGAUUACAUCCUCAAAAAUUAUCUAAAGUUGAACAACAAAAAACAUUAAAAGCUAAAAAACAGCCAACUACUCCCACAGUUAAUUCUACAACGCUUAUUCAUGUCACACCACGGCGAUCUACUCCAAAACAACGUAUUCGAAGAGAACAUUCAGCUUCAAUUACAAUACCACCACGAAGUGCACUUUCGGCGACUGAUUUUUCUUUGCGAUAUACACCACCAGCUGUUAUUACUGAAGGUAUAAAAUUUUGGCUAAUGAGGGGUUUGUCAUCGACCGUUUUUGCUGGUUCCAAAUUUACUGAUUCGCCUUCAGCUAAAAGUCUUCCUCUUCCUCCAUCUCAAUGGCUUUCACCAUCUGCGUUUAACGAGAAUAAAAUGGCUGCAAAUAAUGUUAAGGAUGACAAUUUAACCAAAACGCCAACUAAAUUUUUCGUUCCAACCACUGAAGGAGAUCGAAAUGGAGGCAGUGGAGGUAUUCGAAUGCAUCCACUUCAUUUAAUUGCUGCGACAACGAUGAGCUCGUAGAAAAUCUGGUAAAAGUUUUACGAAGGCGAGUAAUAUUUGUGUUAAUUUUGCUUUAAAUGCAAUAUUGAAUGUUUGGGAAAUGUUUAUAUCCUUUUUUAACGCUAAACAUUCAAAUGGAGGGAUUUUUAAAUAUUUUCUUGUUAUUCACUAGUUGUUAUGGUUCCGUGGGUAUCAGUAUAGUAUUAAGAUUAAAUGUAAAACCAAAAUUGA